AUGACUUGCCGAUGGGCGGCAUUUACUGCCGAGCUCCAGGCCAUCUCCACCUUCACCUUGCCACGCUGGAUCGGAGUCAGGCCUUCUUCCGAGCUUCACCUGCACGGCUUUUCGGACGCCAGUCGCCGCGUGAUGGCAGCCGUCAUCUACUCUCGCCUCGCGCCCGGGGCUGGGCCGGCGCUCUGCCACAUUCUUCUGGCCUGGACGAAGCUCUCGCCGAUUCGCUCGCUCAAGCCGAUCGUUCUGCACUGGCUGCGUUCAGACAGGCCAACCAACAACGUGCUGAUCGACAACUAUGUCGCCCAAAUCCAGGAAAUCUUGCCUUCGAGCGUCUGGCGAUACGUGCCGACCCAGUCAAAUCCAGCCGACAUCGCGACCAGAGGUGCCGACAUGACCGGCCUUCGCUCGCAGCGCACUUGGUGGGAGGGCCCCGCUUGGCUCGCCGAGGACGUCGACUCGUGGCCCCUAGACCUGCUCCCCGCACCGAACCAGCAAUCAUCCAUCUGCUGCGUAGUGCAGCAGCUUGACGCCAGCUACCUCGAGCAAUUCUCCAACUUACGCAUGCUACUAGGCUUCCUCGUACGCAUUCGUCGAUUCGUCCGGAGCCGCUUGGGCAGGGGCCCCGUGCUUUCGGUCGCUUCACCUCUUACGCCGACCGAACUCCACGACGCUUUUCUCGCGUGUGUACGCCUCAGCCAGGAGAGAUCAUUCUCGGCCGACCUCCAGUGUCUUCAACGGGGCGAACGUCUGCGGAAGACGAACCCCUUGGUACCGUUAGCAGCUUUCCUCGAUGACGACGGGAUUCUGCGCGUCGGCGGGCGGCUCGAGCAUUCGCCGCUGACCUACGAGGAGCGGCACCCGCCGAUCCUCAGCGGCGCCUCUUCCCUCGCUUCCAUGGUCAUCGCCUGGGCGCACUCUCGGGCGCUGCACAGUGGAUACCGUGUCACCAGUGCCUACGUCUGUAAGCGCGCUUGGCUCCUCGGUGGGCCCCGGCGGAUCAAGGCUCACCUCCGCAGGUGCGUCGUCUGCAUCCGGCUGCGAGCGCGACUGGCGACUCAACUCAUGGCCCCACUGCCGUCAUCCCGAGUCUCCCCUUCUCGUGCCUUUGCCUGCACCGGAGUGGACUACGCCGGCCCUUUCCAUGUACUCUCCGCCAGAGGACGAGGAGUCCAGACCACAAAAGGCUACAUCGCCGUUUUUGUGUGCCUCGCCACCAAGGCCUUGCACCUUGAGCUGGUCGGCGACCUCUCAGCUGUGUCCUUCUUGGGCACCCUCCACCGAUUCGCUGGACGCCGCGGUCGGCCCGGCGAGAUAUGGAGUGACAACGCGACUUGCUUCCGCCGCGCUGAUGUCGAGCUGCACGAUGCAUUGCUGACAGCCGAGCUGGACUGGGGAUUGGUCGCGGGCUCUUUCGCCGAUCAAGGAUGGUGGUCUUGCUGCCUGUGUCAGCGCCUCCCGCGGCUCCGCAGCCUCCAGAAGACUCCCCGACCGACCCCGGUUUGGCGGGUGGCACAACCUAAGUACAAGAUCAAGAACUUGCCAGAAAAGUACCGUCAUAACUGUGAAAAUUGGGAGAUGCUGCAAGGCAAGCCAGAUUAA
Messenger RNA from Copidosoma floridanum, 1599 nucleotides. RefSeq lists its product as uncharacterized. NCBI's taxonomy places the organism in Eukaryota, Metazoa, Arthropoda, Insecta, Hymenoptera, Encyrtidae. Gene Ontology annotation, molecular function: nucleic acid binding. The record is from RefSeq and is a predicted model, not a curated record.